Phodopus roborovskii (desert hamster) is the source of this 1493-nucleotide messenger RNA. RefSeq names its product dynein axonemal assembly factor 11 (gene Dnaaf11). The transcript is spliced from 12 exons. Gene Ontology annotation, molecular function: protein binding. Bases 22 to 1437 code for a protein of 471 amino acids. Gene Ontology annotation, cellular component: cytoplasm. Gene Ontology annotation, biological process: outer dynein arm assembly. The record is from RefSeq and is a predicted model, not a curated record. Lineage: Eukaryota; Metazoa; Chordata; Mammalia; Rodentia; Cricetidae.
CCAGUGAUCCAGAAAAGCGCCAUGGGCCUGAUCACUGAAGAUCUUAUUAGACGGAAUGCUGAGCACAACGACUGUGUAAUUUUUUCCCUGGAGGAACUUUCCUUGCAUCAGCAAGAAAUAGAAAAACUAGAACAUCUCGACAAAUGGUGCCGGGACUUAAAAAUCCUCUAUCUUCAAAACAACCUCAUUGGAAAAAUUGAAAACGUCAGCAAACUCAAGAAACUUGAAUAUUUGAAUUUAGCGCUAAACAACAUUGAAAGAAUUGAAAAUUUGGAAGGAUGUGAAUGGCUGACAAAACUUGACUUGACUGUGAAUUUUAUUGGUGAACUGAGCAGCGUUAAAACCCUGAGGCACAACAUCCACCUCAAGGAGCUCUUCCUCAUGGGCAACCCAUGCACUGACUUUGAUGGCUACAGGCCAUUCGUGGUGGUGACCGUACAGCAGCUAAAGUGGUUGGAUGGCAAAGAAAUAGAGCGGUCUGAAAGGAUCCAGGCAUCGCAGAACUACCCAGCCGUUGAACAGCAAAUCAGAGAGCAGGAGAAAGCUUACUGCCUUAGACGGGCCAAAGAGAAAGAGGAGGCUCAGAGGAAACUCCAGGAAGAAGAUGAGGACAAGAAGAAAAGCCACCCAGGCUCUGCCGGGUGUCCGCACACGGACACUCAUGCUGUUUGUCCAUCUUCCUUAGAGAACAAAGACCGUCUCCAGGUUUCAGAGACACAAGAAGAGGAACACAGCACGAAGAAAUCAGACGAAAAUGAAGAUGACAUGGCAUUCUGGAACAAACCCUCUUUGUUUACUCCUGAAUCGAGAUUGGAAACUCUUAGACACAUGGAAAAACAGCGUGAAGCCCAGGAAAAAUUAAGUGGAAACAAGAAGAAGGUGAAACCACCUCGGACCUUGGUCACUGCAGAUGGGAAGGUGCUGAAUGUCAAUGAAGCCAAACUUGAUUUCACUUUGAAAGAUGAUGAUAAACACAACCAGAUCAUCUUGGACCUGGCCAUCUAUAGGUACAUGGAUACUUCGCUAAUUGACGUUGAUGUGCAGCCAACUUAUGUUCGCGUAAUGGUCAAAGGAAAGCCAUUCCAGCUUGCACUUUCUGCAGAGGUGCAGCCAGACAGCAGCUCUGCUAAACGGUCUCAGACAACAGGACAUCUGCUGAUCUGCAUGCCCAAGGUAGGAGAAUUGAUCACAGGAGGUCAACGAACACCCAUGCCUGUGAAAAGCGUCCUGGACAGCAGCAAAGAACAAGCAAGCCACAGAAGAAAGCAGACAGAAAGACUAGAAGUCGAUCCCAGCAAGCAUUCCUACCCUGAUGUGACUACUAUAGUACAAGAGAAAAAACACAAACCUAAAAAAAUGGAAUCUCAACUCCAAGCUGCACCCAGUGAGGAAGACCCCGACUUUGAUGAUAACCCAGACGUGCCUCCACUAAUUUGAAGCAUGUGGCUGUGUUGUCAUUGACUGUGACCCAGUCAUCCCAUGUUCUUGGUGUA